UGCGAACCGGCCUCUGUCCUCUUGUCUUCCAAAAGUCAUCACCCGUCCUCAGACUCGCGCUAAUCAAGUCCUUUCCCCUUCCCCCUGCCCAUUCAACCCAACGUCAUCUGCGACUUUCACCAUCAGCCUCGACAAAAUCCCACGACGCCCUCAAUCAACACCCCUCGCGCGACAACAAGCCACGCCCGAGGAGAGGCACGACCAAGCAAUUCUCCGCUAUCCCAUUUCGCCACAGAAGAGUCAAGUCACGGCACUAGAAUCCGUCACCAGAACCAUCGCCCGCAAUCAUGGACACCAACAUGGAGGACGUGAGCCAACCCACCGAGCUGGCACCGCCUCUGCCCACCUCCGAGCCUGCGACUAUACCUACCCUCGACGGGUGGAUCGAGAGCCUGAUGAGCUGCAAACAACUGGCUGAGCCCGACGUUCAGAGACUCUGCGAGAAGGCAAGAGAAGUCCUUCAAACCGAGUCAAAUGUGCAACCGGUAAAAUGCCCGGUAACAGUGUGCGGUGAUAUCCACGGUCAGUUCCACGAUUUGAUGGAGUUGUUCAAGAUUGGCGGCCCCAAUCCCGACACCAACUACUUGUUCAUGGGAGACUACGUCGAUCGUGGUUACUACUCCGUCGAGACGGUAACCCUCCUCGUCGCACUGAAGAUUCGAUACCCAGAGAGAAUCACCAUCCUCCGUGGUAACCACGAGUCGCGUCAGAUCACCCAGGUCUACGGCUUCUACGAUGAGUGUCUGCGGAAAUACGGCAAUGCCAACGUCUGGAAGUUCUUCACCGACCUCUUCGACUACCUCCCCCUGACCGCCCUCAUCGACAAUCAGAUCUUCUGUCUCCACGGCGGUCUCUCCCCCAGCAUCGACACUCUUGACAACAUCCGCGCCCUCGACCGUAUCCAAGAAGUCCCUCACGAGGGCCCCAUGUGCGACCUGUUGUGGUCUGACCCCGAUGACCGAUGCGGUUGGGGAAUCUCCCCCCGUGGUGCCGGUUAUACCUUUGGCCAAGAUAUCAGUGAGGCCUUUAACCACAACAAUGGCCUGACCCUCAUCGCGAGAGCCCAUCAACUGGUCAUGGAAGGAUACAACUGGUCACAAGAUCGGAACGUCGUGACCAUCUUCUCAGCGCCAAACUACUGUUACAGAUGCGGAAACCAGGCCGCCAUCAUGGAAAUUGACGAGCACCUCAAGUACACGUUGUAAGUAACACCCAUCCACAACUUUCAGUGCGCACGACAAGCUGACAG
Truncatella angustata is the source of this 1249-nucleotide messenger RNA. RefSeq names its product putative Serine/threonine-protein phosphatase PP2A catalytic subunit. Gene Ontology annotation, cellular component: cytosol. Gene Ontology annotation, biological process: mitotic cell cycle; peptidyl-serine dephosphorylation. Bases 288 to 1205 code for a protein of 305 amino acids. The transcript has 3 exons. The record is from RefSeq and is a predicted model, not a curated record. Gene Ontology annotation, molecular function: protein serine/threonine phosphatase activity. NCBI's taxonomy places the organism in Eukaryota, Fungi, Ascomycota, Sordariomycetes, Amphisphaeriales, Sporocadaceae.